UGCGUAUGCGUGUGCCUAACGCCCGAUUUCGUCCCGGCCACUAAAAGCACUUCACUUGUUAAAGAUUUCUUGACUAGUGCACACGUUUCACGAAAAUCUCAUACAUUUUCAUUUUAAAUAAUUAUUUGCAAUAAUUUUGAUUGUGAUUAGUUUAUCGAAAACUUAAUAUUAAAAUUAAAAAUACUAUACCAAUUUGAAUUAAAUUAUUUUUUAAUUUGUUUUUAAAAUCCACAUAACAGUUAAUCCUCGCUACCGCGCAGUUGUUUUGCAAUAAAAUAAAAUUUUGCAAUAAAAAAUGUCACCUACAGCGAAAAGUGCAAUUUUUGUUCUGUUUUUGGUAAACGUACUAGUUGUUUCAUCUCAGGAUAUAGCUACGAAGUUCUCAGAUAGAAAAAUUGUUCCUAACAUCAUUCCAAAGGCGCCUACCGGCUUGGCAAAGGUCUCGUAUCCCAAUGGAAAGGCACCAGAGCUGGGAACGAAAUUGAACGCCAACGAUGUAAAAGAAGUGCCUUCGGUUUCGUUUACAAAUGAAUCCGGAGCCAAAUACGUCGUGCUUAUGUUUGAUCCUAACCCUAACAAUACUGCCAACCACACUCAGCAUUGGCUAGUCACAGACGUCCAGCCCAACACAAGCAAUAACACCCUGACGGAGUACGUAGGCGUCCUGCAAGGACAAAAGGGAACGAGACAAUUCGUCGUGCUGGUAUAUAAGCUGAGUGGUCGUGCUAUUGAAGAGAAUCAUUUGGACAAAAAUAAUAUACUUGGUCGUGUUAACUUCAAUGUGAACGAGUUCGCGAAGAAGUACAGCCUCGGUGACCCGGUGGCAGGUAAUUUCUUCGACGUCAACUCCUGCACAGGCAUAAAGAGCAGUAUUGCGAUUUUGUUUGCUGCUAUGGGUUUGAUAUUCAUGUUUGGUAAUAAUAAGUUGUAAUUACAAUAAGUAUUAUAUCUUCGUAAAUAUUGUAUACAUAUAUAUUAUUUUCCAUGGGAUGACGGUGACAAAAAAUAUACAACUAUAAUUAUAGAACUUUAUCUAAGCCAACAGUUUUUAUUUACGUUUUUAUCGACCAGCCUUAGGAUGACUCAUGGUACACGUGGCGCGGUUAAACAUCUGUAUUAUGUUUUUGUAUGAACUAAUUCAUGGCAGGCCAUGGUAGGUGGAGGUCACGGUCGGGGCAUGGCGUCUAAAUGUCGGUGACUAUUCUACUCUCCUUGUUUCAACUAACGCUUUGCAUUUUGAUGAAAAUUAUCAGUUAUUCGGGCCUUUUUCCUUUGAAAAAUGUCGAUUACGCUAGGAUUUUGCUUGACCAUAAAACCGAAACUAAAUAGGAUAUAAAAAAAAUCGCUUACAUGGGGUUGUAGGUCUUGUUUCGCCGAUCCCAGAAAUGUUAAUAACUCAAUUUUGAUAAUAAGGUCAAUUACGUUAGUUAUUAUAAGGAGAACAGUAUUGUUUCCCUGGCUCCGGUCCUUGAACGUGUUCGUCGUGGGCCCGGAGGGUAACCGACCACGGGCUUGAAGUGACCUGCGCUACGCCAAAUGGACGACGAAAAAUUGGUUUGCUCUCAUGUUAACAAACCGGUUUCCUACCGGUUCGCCUGGUGACUAGUGGAGUAAUAAUAUACUUUUCAUCAUACUUGCUCGUAAAUGGUAUGAUCGCGUGGUGGCUAACUUGACUAUGAUGCCCCAAAUAAAACCCACGGGCCUUUUUUCUUUCCAUUACUGCCA
Hyposmocoma kahamanoa is the source of this 1725-nucleotide messenger RNA. Its product is annotated as protein D3-like. Bases 296 to 931 code for a protein of 211 amino acids. The transcript has 4 exons. The record is from RefSeq and is a predicted model, not a curated record. NCBI's taxonomy places the organism in Eukaryota, Metazoa, Arthropoda, Insecta, Lepidoptera, Cosmopterigidae.